CGCUCGGAUUAGUUUUGUACUACUAUUUAAACGUACGGUUAGUGUUCACCGGUGUACUGCAAGUGCAUUAACGGUUACUGCCAAGUCAGGAUGAAAUUCGAUGUGAUUGUGGUGCUUGUUUUUUUACACUUUGGAUUUUGCUGUGCUCGACUUGCCCCAAUUCUGACGGCAUGCUCACGCACCGAUCCGGAGUACGAGAAGUGUGUUAAGCAGGCAGUGGAGCGGAUCCGAUCCAACAUUGCGGUAGGAAACUAUGGCGAAGGACAACCGUCGGCCCCACCCCUGGAACCGAUUUAUAUCGAUCAAAUGAAAAUCGAUCACGGUGCCAGUUUUCAGGCCGUCCUCAGCAAUGUGACAAUCAAAGGAGCCGGAGAUUUUUCCAUCCGACGGGUUAGGCUUGCUUUAGACGAGAAAAUGAUGUACGUGAGCGUGGAUCUUCCUAGCAUGCUGGUCAAAGGGCAAUAUACUCUGGACAUGAAACUAGUGCUGCUGAAAGUCACCGGACAGGGAGAUUUCGAGUUACAGCUAAAUAACACCAUUGCCAACAUGCGACUGAAAUAUCAUCUGGUGGCAGACGAAAAUGGCCAGGACAGGGUUGUGAUGUAUCCGAUUCCGGUGAAACUACGCUUCAACCAGGGACAGUUUAAGUUGCAGAAUCUGUUCAACGGAGAUCCGGUGCUGGGGGAAAUCGGAAAUAAUGUCAUCAACGAGAAUCCACUCGUUCUACUCGAUGAAGUGAAACCGGCGUUCGAGGAAAAUUUGGGCCGAAUCUUCAGCGAAAUGGCUGACAGUGCGGUUAGCGGGGCAACGGAGUUGGAAAUUUUUCCCUUGUGACAAGAAAUAAACGUAAUCGUUAGAUGAAAUA
Messenger RNA from Malaya genurostris, 865 nucleotides. RefSeq lists its product as uncharacterized. The record is from RefSeq and is a predicted model, not a curated record. The coding region runs from base 91 to 834 and encodes 247 amino acids. NCBI's taxonomy places the organism in Eukaryota, Metazoa, Arthropoda, Insecta, Diptera, Culicidae. The transcript is spliced from 4 exons.